UUGAAAGAUUAGAUCGGGAUUAUGCUCUGAGCAAGUUAAUCUAACAAAGUGCACCAGAAAUAUGCAAGUCAAAUCUACCAUCAAAAUCUUGCUCAAAAGCAGAUCUAGCAGUGAUGAUUCCAAGCUUCAUCAGAUCCAAGAAAAGUCAGAUGAAAACGUGAAGAUUCCAGAGGAAAUGGCAGUCAUUAGCCAAAUAUUUCAGUCCCUAAUCCAACUAGAAUAAACCUUAAAUUACGUAAACAGAGGCCUGCAUUAUCAGAGCAGAUCUUAAAUAUGAAUUAACCAGUCGACCACAAGCAUCGGAGUUGGUAAAUAAUAAUGAAGAUUCCUUUGCCAUGCACUGGAAACAGGUGCAGUUCGCUUGCACGAGGAGCUCCACUGUCAAGCUGACAGGAAACAUGACGCCACGAACGUACACAGAAGUUUCUGCUAAAUUAACACAACUGAAAAUGAUUUCCUCGAGACUGGGACAUCGAAUCUUCUGUCCCAUGGACCAUGGACAAAAAAGAUGUUCAGGGAUCGUCAUGUCUCAGAGUUUCCUCAACAUCGUUAAUUUCUGAUGCAACUUCGAGUGUUCCCUUGUCUUCAUUGGCUUCACAUUAUAAAAGGCCACAAGCAUCCACCAUGCUUUUCGCACUGAUACUCCAAGUUAAACACGGACUGAUCCUUGGAGCUGCAGGCCUCAUGGUGCAAUUGCUCGUCUCGGCGUUGAUCGUUGCCAAUCUUCUUUCGACGGUGGCCAUGGGAAGGCCUUUCCAGGAGGCCGUGGGGGUGCAGGAGAAGCUGGCAUUAGUAGCUGCAGACUCGCCCAUUUCGAGUUUCUCUGCGAUGGAAGGCAAGAUGGAUCGAGCGAGUGCCCCAGGGGAUUUGAGGCAUCAUGACCACCACCGCCGGUUGGAUAACUCGAUCGCCGGAGCAGAGGUGAUACUGGGGGCGCUGGCUGCCACAGUGAUCGUCGCUGUGAUCUGCUACAUUCGGGUCACAAGGAAAAGAAUUGAAGAUGAGAAAGUUUGAUCCCCCCUUCCCUCCUAUUUGUUUUCUUUACUUGCUCUCCUACAAAUUCUAAUGUUUGACAGAAAAUGUGGCAUAUAAUUUAAUAAGUUUGAUCCCUAUGAUAGGUGUGUUGAAUAUGUAUGAAUGAAGAAG
Zingiber officinale is the source of this 1146-nucleotide messenger RNA. RefSeq lists its product as uncharacterized. The coding region runs from base 496 to 1014 and encodes 172 amino acids. Lineage: Eukaryota; Viridiplantae; Streptophyta; Magnoliopsida; Zingiberales; Zingiberaceae. The transcript has a single exon. The record is from RefSeq and is a predicted model, not a curated record.